AAUGAAUAAAUGUAAAUGUACCCAGUAUCCUGUAGCAUCUGAGUAUGUUUUAGUAUCUCUUAUGUGGGUUGGACAGAAAAAAAGUGAAAUAAGCUUCACAAGUUAUCAGAUAUUUCAGGCCAAGUGACUAGUUGCUGCAACAUUUGAAGACGUUUUCUAUUCAUCCCAGGCUCUUUAUUAAGAAGAUAGGAAAGCUUUUCUGUUUCAGACUGCUCAAUCCUGUCCUGAAUACAAAUGUACAACUUUGGCAUCAUCAGAUCUUCAUGAUCUCUUGGAGAACAUUACACACUGAUUGACUAGGUCUGGAAUCCUGUGAUAAUCACAUGAGAUCAUGGGAUAAUCAUAUAUUGUGACUUCAAAUUUUCAGUGAACACGUUCAUCAGAAACAUGACGCAGUCAGUGAAUGUUGUGUCUCUACGCUGAUCACAGGGCACGCUCGUGCGGUGGUGUGAUGUAGUAAAAGUGGUGUUUACAGAAGGAUUGUUGCAUAGGAAGGGAGAAUGAUCUGUACAGCUGUUUUGUUCUUCUCUUAUUAUAAAUCAUCACACAAUAGCCAGUGCAUAUUAACCUGGAUAUAUAGUACCGCGUUUCUCUAGGGUUAUAGAUAGAAAUAGCGCGAGUAUGAGCCUAUAAAGUGUGCUGCAGCGAGUUAAUCACGUUCAUGUGCGUGUGGGGGAGGGGCUGUAUGAUCACGUUUAGUAAAUAUAUAGCCUAAUAAUAUUAUAACAGUCGUAAUAACCGAAGAACACUACACACCUGUACCAUGCGUGAUGUUUUCGCGCCUCACGAGGUUCCUUUGACUAUCUGGUGAAACCUGACUUUUCAUACGGAUGCACACAAGUCUGCGACUGUGGCUACCUCAGUGCGCAUGCGCAGGUUCGACGCGACUCGCUUCUCAGCUUCCGCCGGCUCUCGUGCAGAGGCACUGCACACCGCUUCAUUCAUUUUCUCUCCACUCGGGAAGGGCCAUCCCUGAGCUUUCGCUUGUGUUGUGAUCGGUUUUCGUUUGGUUUCCCGCAAACAAGCCGUUUUAACCUUGCCAUGGCAAACAAGGAGGAGAAAGCCGAAGGGAAGGAGUCGAGCUGGAAAGAUUUUAUCUACAACCCGCGGACGGGAGAAUUCCUGGGGCGCACUGCAAGCAGUUGGGCUCUCAUCUUCCUCUUCUAUUUGGUGUUUUAUGGCUUCCUUGCUGGGAUGUUCUCCCUCACCAUGUGGGUGAUGCUGCAAACACUGGAUGAUUACACUCCCAAGUACAGGGACCGAGUCGCCAACCCAGGUCUGAUGAUCAGGCCCAGGUACCUGGAAGUCAUAGUAAACCGCUCUGACCCACAGCAGUACAACAAGUAUGUCCAGGACCUGGAGAACUUCCUCCUGGAUUAUAAUGAUACGCUGCAGGAGCAGAAUGUGCAAUGCCCAGAAGGCCAAUAUUUUUUGCAGGACGAUCCAGAAGAGAAAAAAGUUUGCCAGUUCAAGCGUAGUCAACUGCGUCAGUGUUCUGGCCUGGCUGAUACAACCUUUGGAUAUAGCGAGGGACAGCCCUGCGUGUUGAUCAAGAUGAAUCGGAUUAUAGGUCUGAUGCCCCGAGGACAGCCGUACAUCAACUGCACGGCCAAGAGAGAAAUUCCUCUGCAGAUGCAGUAUUUCCCAACUGAGGGCCACAUUGACAAGAUGUACUUCCCCUACUAUGGCAAGAAAGCACAUACUAAAUAUGUGCAGCCACUGGUGGCUGUGAAGCUGCAGCUACACGAGCAGGAUUAUAACACACCCCUGACCAUCGAGUGUAAGGUGGAGGGCUCCGACCUGCGCAACAACGACGAACGUGACAAGUUCCUGGGUCGAAUCACGUUCCGCGUCCAUGUGACCAAGUAGCUUGGAUUGCUCACUGGAGCUGCACGAUGUCCAUCACUCGCAUCCCAGUCCCCCUACCCGUUCUCCUUACACACACUUGCGUGAGGUAGCCCCUCGCUCCUCCCAUGUCACACUACCUUCUGAACACCUUAAGGGAGCUUGACAUUUAUCUGUACUGUACUCUGAAGGUAGGUUCAGAAUGGUGCAAUGGGCUGCUCAUAUAGCAAUGUGUGUGUGUGUGUGUGUGUGUGUGUG
Ictalurus furcatus (blue catfish) is the source of this 2103-nucleotide messenger RNA. It is a transcript of the gene atp1b3b, whose product is annotated as ATPase Na+/K+ transporting subunit beta 3b. The coding region runs from base 1042 to 1869 and encodes 275 amino acids. The transcript has 7 exons. The record is from RefSeq and is a predicted model, not a curated record. Lineage: Eukaryota; Metazoa; Chordata; Actinopteri; Siluriformes; Ictaluridae. Gene Ontology annotation, molecular function: ATPase activator activity. Gene Ontology annotation, biological process: potassium ion import across plasma membrane; intracellular sodium ion homeostasis; intracellular potassium ion homeostasis. Gene Ontology annotation, cellular component: sodium:potassium-exchanging ATPase complex.